CACAAUUUAGCCGCCGUUAACGAAUUUUCUAAUGAAGGUAGUUUGAAAAUAUACUAACGUCAAUUAUUAAUCGCAUCAUAUUAUUUCUGAAAUUUAUUGAAAUUUGGUUGUCCUGAGCCGAUCAAGAAGAUGAAAAAAACUCUGAUUUAUGAGACUUUGGUGAGUAUUAUUAUUGCUAAUAGGCACGGUGUGUGGUUAAUUGAUCACGGCUGCAAGUUGGUCGCCAAAAUAAACAAAUUAUUUAUUCAUUUAUUUCUUUAAUUUUUUGUUAAGUUAUUAUUAUUGCAAUCAUAUAAUAUAUUUAAAAAAAAUAGUAUUAUUAUUAAAAUUUGUAGAUAAUUAUAAUACAAUCUUAGUAUCUUGAUAUAAAAAAAUAUUAUAAAAAUAUUCCACAAGAUGAUGCAGUCGUCAAAACCCAGUUAAUUUUAGAAUAAUUUUAAUAAACCAUUAGACUGUAAGUUUUUUUCUGUAUUUGUUUUUCAACACUGCAGUAAUAAUUUAUUUUUUUACGCUUUUUAUCUUUUUUUUUUUUCGUUUUAUUUACCUUUUAAUAUAUUUAUUACAAAUUAAUAAAAAUCAUCUAAAUGUUUUUCAAGACUAUACCUGAUCCGUCGUUCAACGAUGAUCAAGUCAAAAUGAUUGGUACAUGGCAUGGCAUGAAUAAUAUUUGUGCGUUUCCGACCAAAAUUUCAAGAAAAACCACUUCCAAGACUUCGGUCAAAAAUGUUGAUAAUACUGAGCGGAACAUUAUACUUUUGAAACAUAAAAGUAUGUUAUUUGACCCAAAAGUAAGACAACUGGUUAAUGAGUCCAGUAGCUUGUUCCAAGAAUUACAAAUAAAUGUGGAAGACCAGAAUAAGUCAACAGAUGCUUUAUACUACAGUAGGAAAUAUAGGUAAUUUUAUACAAUUCUUUUCUUCUUCUUUUCCUUCAACUCUUUCCACAACUAAAAUUCUACUUUUGAAUUUUCAUUUAGUAAGCUGUUAGUUUUAAUCUCUAGGUAGGUAUUAAUGUAAUCAUUUUUCAAGUCAAAAUAUCAAAAUCUAAAUAAUAUAUUAAACUGAUAAAAAUAAGUAAUGUAAAUAUGUAAUUAAAUGGAUUUAUGGUCUUCCAGAUUUUAUGUUAUAGUAGAUUUAACUAUCAAGUAUACCUAUCUAUUUUUUUUCCUGUUUAUGGACAAUUUUGUGAUCAUAUUUUCUAAAUAAUAAUAAUAAUAAUAUUUAUUUUUUCAACAAAAGAGUUGCAACAAAAAAAUUAAUUUGAUAUUUAUUAUGCAUUGUAUUUAUUAAAAAUUGAAAAGUUAAAGAGUAAGUAGAUUUUUUAACUUUUGGAAUGAAAAAGAAAUUACGUAACAUGGAUAUUAUGUGGGAAGAAAUGUGGGAUAGUAGGUGUCCUUUUUAUCCUAUUAAAUAACAUAGCUAACUAAUACCAUAGCAAUAUUUAUAAACCAGGUUACACAGAUCCAUACCAAACUAACAUUUUAUGACAGUACUUACGUUGUACUAUUUUGCAUAAAUUAUUAUUUAAGUGAUUUUUUUUUAAUGUAUUAUCUAUAUAGAGCAAUUUUGUCAACUUGUAUAAUAGCAAUUGAACGACACAAUAAGGAUAAAUUGGAUGAGAUUUAUAACCAAUAUGAAUUGUUGUUGCGGAAUUUAGAACUUAUUUGGCAUUUGUGUGAAGUACUUUACCUGGUUACUGUUCCUGGUAAGUGGUAUUAUAAUAUUUAAAUAAUUGUCUAAUUUAAUGUUACCUAUUAGUAUAAGUAUUAGUAUUUCAUAAGUAGAAAUAUCUGUUACUUAUUUACUAAAAAUUAAGUCACUUAAUUUUUUGUUAAUAAAUUUAUUUUGAUAAUUUUGAAAUUAUUGCCUAUUGGUCCAUGAAUUCUCAUUCAUGGAUUGUUUUUAUAGGUUUUGGAUUUUUUUUUUUUUUUUUUUUUAAACAUUUUUGAACAUACAAAAGAUGAGACGACCGUGUUUUACGAAUUUGUAUAUCUUUGUUAAUAUUCAAUUUUCUUUUAGGGCGGGGUAUAUAUAUUUAUAGAUUUGUAUUAUAUUAUAUAUAACUAUUUAUGUAUAGAAUAUAUUAAUAUUUGUAUUAUUAACCCUUAAUCACUAGAAAAGAAUUAAUUUUCUUUUGGAAUUUUUCAAAAUGGCAGAUUUGUAAUAGAUAUUAUUCUUUAAGUUAAUAUAACUAUUAUUAGACAAUUAAUUGGUGAAACAUAAUAAAUAAUAUGCCUUCUAUUUUCUAAGCGCAUAUAGGAAUCCAUUAAUUCUAAUUAUUUUUAAUUCAAGUGUUUAAAUUAUUUAAUUUUUAAAUAUUUUUAUUACAGUCUUGGUUUGAAUAAAAAAUGUAUUGGUAUACAUACAAAUUCUUGGUUUCCUCUGCUUUGAUCUCAACUAUUUGGGGUCAAAAUUAAUAUUUUAAAUAUAGAAGAUUAUAGUUUAAAUACAAAUGUUAAUUGUAAUGAAUUUAGUGUGUAGGUUUCUGUAAAUAUAUGUUUUUAAAGGAGAAAUUACAAAAAAAUAAACUUAAAAAUAUAGUACUUGACCAUUAAAAUUAUCAUUAAAUUAUUAUUUGGACAUACAUAUGUUUAUAUUAUGAGGGAUAUUAUGUAGUAUAGGUAAUUUUUGUUUGUCAUAAUUAUAUAACUUAAUAGAAUGUGUAUACUGUAUAAUUAAUUAAUUUUUAUAUUUUUUAGGCGAUACUAUUUUAAACAAUCUUUUAGAUUGGAUCAAGAUUCAUUAUGAGAAAGCUGAAAACCAAGCAUCAAUGAUUAUAGAUGAUAAAACUGCUUACUUUACUGAUGAAUGUGUUGAAGAUAAGUUUCCAUUUUAUUGGGACACUAUUUUUGGAUUAGUGUUACAAGGAAAUACAGAUUUGGUCAGAGCUUUGUUGUUUAAUCACUCUCAAAGUAAAACUGAACCAUUUAUUCAAGCAAUGAAAAUAUUUAAGUCUAUGCCUACUUAUAGUGUAAGUUUUAAGUUUAAGACUAAUAAAUUGUUUUGCUUAUUUAAAUUAAAUUAAAUUUGUUUGCACAUGCUGUAUACAUUUUAAAUUCUGAGUGUUUACUAAAUAUUUGUAUUUUCAUGAUAAACACUUUUUUGUAAUAUAAUGGUAGAAAAAUGUUGAGAAAAUGGGACUCAAUAAGGAUUAUUGUUAUUAUUAUUAUUUUUUUGGAAUACAGUAAAAAUUAUUUGUAAAAGCCUGGAUUUAGAAAAAAUUUUCUUUAUUCGAAUAUGUGUUAUAGGAGGGUUAUUUUUUUAAAAUUAAUAGUAUACAUUAAUUUUUGAUUUAAAAAGUAGGAAUAGAUAAUUUUCAAUACUACCGUUUGAAAUAAAGUUAAAACAAUUCCACAAUUAACGAAAAUAACAGGAAUAAAAUUAAUUUUAAAUUGUUGGCUCAUAAUAAAUGAAUCUUUUUGUACGAGUGACAUUCAAUAAGUAAACAGAUAAAUGUGUAUAAAUUGCUAUAAAAUCUUUAAUAAAUAUACCUACAUGAUUUUUUUUUACUUUUUCGGCCUAAUCACGCUAUACACAAAUACAUUUAUUCCUCUGGUCGAUGAGGCUUCAGAUUAUUUUGGUCUCGUUCAUUUACCUGUUCUUUGAUGUACUCAUAACAAUUUUUAAGUGGCCUAAACAAAUGAAAAUCAGAAGAAGGUACUAAGUCUGGACUGUAGGGAGUGUAUAGUAGGACCUCCUUACCAAUUUCUCAUAAUAAAUUCUAGCUUUGUGGGGGUUGGCAUUAUUUUACUGAAGAAUCGUCUCAUUUUUCAGGAUUACAUGUUGUUUCUGCCUAAUUGUUAGCCGAAAUUAGUCUUUUAUUUGCGUAUGAUUCUGAGAUCACAGUACAUAAUCUGUCUUUAAGAAAAUGACAGAGAAUCGUAACUUUUAUUUCCCAGAAUACUAUAAAUUACACUUUGUUUGCAUAUGAGCAUAAUUUAAAUUUUUUUUUGAUCUAUUAUGUCUAUUAGUGCGCACUGUGAUAAAUUUCACAAAGCCAAACUUGUUUAGCUAUUAAAUAAAUGAAUAAUAGUGCAAUGUUCAAUGUGUUUACUUUCUUCAAGAACAGAUACACAACUUUGGGCAUCACUGGCAAUAAACAACAAUACAUAAUACUGAAAACACAACAUUCACUGCUUGUAACCAAAAAUAUACUUACAAACAUGGCUGUUUAGGUUCAAGUUUACUUGAAAUUUGAAUAAAUAAUCUAAUAUAGUUCAUGAUACUAGCCACUAUUUGGCUUAACUGUGCAAAUUAAAUAACUUUGUUUCUAAUGGUUUCCUAUUAGUUAAUAGAGUUUGAUUCAAUUCAAAAAUUAAUAUUAAUUUAGAUUUAUGGUGGUCUACCAAUAGCUGAGUAUACAUCAAGAUUUAAAGGCUGGCAAUCUAAUGCAAAAAAUAAAUUAGAAUGUGGAAUAUUUUUAAACGAUCCAAAUCUCCAGGAUCUUAUGAAAGUAUUCAACUAUUUUUACUUAAUAAAUAUUAUAUAAAAGAAUGUAUCUAUUGUAUGAAUUAAAAUAUGUUAAAAUCCCAUUUUAGAUUAUUUGCGGUGAACCAGAUUGUACCAAUUUGAUCCGUAAACAUUGUUCAACAUGGUUUGAAUAUCUAGUUGCUCAACUUAUAUACACAGAUCCAACUGUAAAGAAGCAUAAUUUAAGUUUAUAUGCGCAUCGUAGUGUUACAAAUUAUUAUAAAGAAUCUGAGUAUAACCAUAUGGAUACACUGGCUUUAGACUUAUUUGAUGGAGAUUUAGAAGCGGUAUUAUGAAUUUAAAUAAAAAUAUUAGUUUUAAAAAUGACGUUUAACAAAUAUAAACUUAAUGAAUUUUACCUAUAGUAAUAGUUCUAUUAUAUUUAUGUGAUGUUAUGGAAAAUUGAAAGUCCUAUUGAAGAGAAACUAAUUUAUUAACAUGAAUGUAUUAUUUAAAUGGUAAAACUCAUACUGAUUUUAUUUUUAUUUGAUUACAGUUUGUUAAGAAAUUGAAAUCCUAUCCUGAUUCUGGAUGGUCAUCUACUCAUUUGACCAAUUUGUUACAUCUGUGUGAUAAAAUAGAACCAGAGUUUGGAAUAUCUGAUGCAACGUAACUUGAUAUACAUCUUGUUUAUGUAAUAUAUUUUGAACAUUGCAUUAUUUUAGGAAAAAUUCAAAUCCAAAUGAACAAUACCUCCUUGAUUAUGGCACAUUUCUCAUGACUCAUCACUCACUGUGGCAAGCCGGGAUCACAUACUUGGACAACUGUUCGGAUGUAGGUAAGGAGUACCUAUCAGUAUUGUUGUCUAAAUUAGGUAUAACAUCACAUUUGAGGACAACAAAAAUUUUACAUUAUGCUACAUCCAGGCGUUUACAUAACGUUGGUGAGUAAUUAAAAAAAUAAUUCUUUACAGAACAAUGAUUAUAAUUAAAAGCGAAACAAUUAAAUGAAAAUCAUUUUUUUUUUAAUUUUAAGUUUCUAGUAUUUGCAAAGUCAAAGGAAUGUUGAGUUUACAGAAGUCAAGAUUAGGCGAAGCUUUAUUUUGGGCAAUAAGAGGGCAGGACAGCGCUUUCGCUACUCGUCUUGGAGAUAUUUUUUUAAAAGAGUUUGUAAGCAGUGGGCAAUUUAGUUGCCCAGAUAUAUUGGAAAAUUUAGGAUCAAUUGUUCUCACUUGUGAUCGUUUUAUGUUUAUAGGUAAGUUUAGUCAAUUCGUUUAAAAUAACAUGAAAAAAAUCAUCACUAAAUUGAUUACUAUUUAAUAUAACUAUUUAAUUAUGUUUUUUAACACAAAUAUCUGUUUACUAAAAUCAAUUUGUUAUAACUUAAACCAAUAUUGUUUAAUAAUGAAUUUAAAAUUUUAGGAAAGUAUUUGGAAUUUAUGAAACUUGUAAAACAAUCAAAACUCAGUGAAGCCUCAUCAUUGUACAUAGAUCUUUUGAGAUCCAAUAUUUGUCCAAAAUAGUAAAUAUUUAUAAUAUACAUCAUAGCAUUUAUUAAACAUUAAUGAUAAUUGAUAUUCUUUGCUUUUGAGUAACAUAACUCUGGUUACAUUAAUAUUUUGGUGUUCAGUUUUAGGCUCAGACUAUUGUUGGAUGUACUUAUGUUUAUUGAUGAUACAAAUGAGUGUUAUUUUAAAACCAGUGAAGUAGCACUUGUGACUAUGCGACUGGAUGAUGCUAUUGUAGAAUAUGAAGAAAUUAAUGGUGAAUGUACUGAUGAAUGUUUAUCAGAUCAAAUAUGCAAUAUUAGAAGAGGUAUUGUUAAAUUAUUGUCAAUCAGUUUCAGAUAACCAAAAAAAAAUUAUAGUUUUAGAGAAAAUUCAACAAUAUUGAAUCAGUUUUUAUAAAUUUUUUUUAUAUUAUUUUUUUAAUGCAAACAAAGACUUGAUUAUAAUUUAUUUUUAUAUUAAUAAAAACAAAUUGAACAUCAAAAUAAAAGCUUCUCUGCUAAAAAUAAGAACUAUUUCAAUAUUAGUGAUUAAUACGGGCUCAAAUUUAAAAUAUGUAUUUAAAAAAACAAAAUAGGUAUAAGUAAGUUAAUAUUAAGUGAUAUAUAUAUAUCUUAUAUAUAUAUUUAUAUAAAAUA
Cinara cedri is the source of this 6554-nucleotide messenger RNA. The record is from the annotation of a GenBank genome assembly. NCBI's taxonomy places the organism in Eukaryota, Metazoa, Arthropoda, Insecta, Hemiptera, Aphididae.